This is a messenger RNA of Mercurialis annua (annual mercury), 2888 nucleotides long. RefSeq lists its product as uncharacterized. Gene Ontology annotation, molecular function: catalytic activity. Lineage: Eukaryota; Viridiplantae; Streptophyta; Magnoliopsida; Malpighiales; Euphorbiaceae. The record is from RefSeq and is a predicted model, not a curated record. The transcript has 3 exons. Bases 1021 to 1551 code for a protein of 176 amino acids.
UCUACAUAAUUCUGACAAGUGACAUUUCUCAAUUCUGACAAGUGGCAUCCUUACUCUAAAUAGAAAAAACUCUUGAGCAAACUCACAACAUAACCCAUUACAUAGACGUUAUGUGUCGUUAAAACUUCUCCAGUAAAAUGAUCUUCUGUUGGUCUUCAAACCGUUUUAGGGCAACACAUUCAAUCUACUUAAACUCAUUCAAUCCACUUUAAUGAAACCAAUGCUUAAAUCUCCAGCGGUAUUUAAAAUAAAAAAACCAAAAAAAGUCAGUUCAGCAUCCAAAGUCCCAUCUUCCUCUUCAUACUUCCAUAGAAGUCAGCUGUGCCAUCAAAAUUUCGUGGGAGCAGAAUCUCGCACCUCACAACUCAGCUGUAACAACCAAAUUCCAAGAAACUAUAAUCUCAGGUCAGACUUAAUUUUCAUUCUUUAAAAUUUAUGUUUCUCCUUUUGUAUUUUACAUUAAUAUAUUUCUUCGAUUCUGUAAUCUGCCUAUAAGCAAUGUGGAAUUUUAAAGGAUUUUUCACUUGUCUUUUCCUCACAUUCACGACAUGCAAUUCGCGUUACGGGCUUAAACCACAGAUGAAUUUAUUUAGCCCGGGCUGAAAUGAAUUCAUGGAUCCGUCACUGCCCAUGCGUCAUUUGUUUGCUUCUUUAUGACGACCUGCUAAGAGUAUGGAGGUUAGAGAUUUACAUUCAGGUAGAUUUCUUUUUCAAUUUUUUCAUGAGUUGGAUCUUCAAAGGGUGUUGGAUGGAGGUCCUUGGACUUUUAAUCAACAACUCCUUAUUCUAAGAAGGUUGGAGGACAAUGAUAUUCCUUUAACUAUUGAAUUAUUCUCUACUAUGAUGUGGGUUCAUGUUUUUGAUGUUCCUGUUGGAUGCAUGUCUGAAAGAGUUGUUUAACAUAUUGGUAAUUUUAUUGAAAAAUUUAUCAGUUUUGAUCCUAAUAAUUUUACUGGUGGUUGUAAAACUUAUUUGCGUAUUAGAGUUUUGUUUGAUGUAAGAGGUCCUCUUAAACGGAGGAUGAAGCUUAAAAAACCUGGAGGUGAUUGGUUUUAUAUAAGUUUCAAAUAUGAAAACCCACCUGCUUAUUGUUUUAUUUGUGGUUAUAUUGGUCAUGUCGAUUCCCGGUGUGCGAGAGUUUAUGAUGCCACAGGUGGUGAAGUUGAUAAAGCUUGUAGCUUGCUUACAGUUGUAGCUCGCCGGAGCAGACCAUUGGUUGGUUCUCAAUGGUUACGUAAUUCAAAAGACUUUUCAAAUUCUACAGCUGAUGAAGGAAUGCAAGGAGACAUGGUCGUUGAUAAUGAUAAUGAUGGUAUAAUGAUUAAUUCUGGAGCAGUUACAAAAGUUUUAUUUGGCAAUGAUAAUGAUGGUACAGUGAAUGUGGAUUAUGGAAUUGUCGUUACAGAUACAAAACGAAAAAUAUUAGCAGAAGAGAGUAUUGAUGGAAGUCUUCCGUCUGGGCCUAAUUUAAGUCCAGUUAAGGAUGCUAUGGUGGAUACUUCUUUGGUUUUACCGGUGGUCCCUGGUCUUCAGGCCCACCGAGAAUUAUGAAUUCCUUAGUUUGGAACUGCCGUGGGCUCAAUAACCCACGUGCAGUUCAAGUUUUGCGGGAUCUAAUUUUGCAAGUUAGACCUGUAAUUGUUUUCCUAAUUGAAACGAUUUCUUCUAAAGUGACGAUUGAAAGAAUUGGGAGGAGUAUGGGUUUUACAGAAUUCUUUGUUGUUGAGAGUGUUGGUAGAAGUGGGGGUUUAGCCUUUAUGUGGAAGGAUAUGGAUGCUGUCUCUGUUUUGGGUCAUUCUCAUCACCAUAUUGAUCUUCGAAUUUCGUCUCCUGUAGGAAUUUGGAGGUUAACUGGGUUUUAUGGCUAUCCAGAACGUCAUCGUCGGCGUCAAUCGUGGAAUCUUCUACGAUCCCUCUCAAUGUCUAAUAAUUUACCUUGGUGUUGUCUUAGAGAUUUUAAUGAUUUGCUUAGUUCAUCUGAGAAAUUUGGAUCAGUCCCUCAUCCAUCUUGGCUUUUUGACAGAUUUAGAAAAGUAGUGAUUGAUGCAAACCUCUCUGAUCUUAAAAUGUUUGGUCAUCGUUUUACUUAGUUUAGAAGUAGGGGAUCUUCGAAUUGGGUUGAGGAAAAACUUGAUAGAGUUAUGGUUAAUCCUUCUUGGCGUUUGUUCUUCCCGAACGCCUUUGUUCUUCCCAAACGCCUUUGUUCAAAAUUUGGGAGUUACUUCUAGUGAUCAUAUGCCUCUUUUUCUUUCUUUAAGUCGAAAUUAUAAGGCUUAUCCCCUUAAAAUCCCCCCACCUUUUACCCCCAAUUCGUUUGCACCCUCACGUUGUAAAACCACCAAAUAUACUCAAAUUACGACCUUUCACUUUCAAUUGUACCCUCAAGCAUUAAAUUGACCUCUUUUUACUUGAAAAAUGUUCAAAUCAAUACUUUAAAUUUUAACAUAUAUUUUAAAAUAGGACUUAAUAUUUUAUUUAAAACAAAAAUAAACCUAUUUUUCAAGUGAAAUGAGAUCAAUUUAAUGCUUGAGGGUGCAAUUGAAAGUGAAAGGUCGUAAUUUGGGUAUAUUUGGUGGUUUUGCAACGUGAGGGUGCAAACAAAUUGGGGAUAAAAGGUGAGGGGUUUUUAAGGGGAUAAGCCAAAUUAUAAUUACUCUCGGAGGAGACGAUUUCGUUUUGAGAACUGUUGGCUUAAAGAGAAAGAGUGUUUUAAUAUUAUUCGUCAUAGUUGGAUGAACACUUCGAACUCUCCAGUGCUUGAUCGCAUUGCCUCUUGUGGUUCUGAUUUGAUGAGAUGGGCAGGGGGAGUAGCAGCUUUUAAUAAAGCGAGAAAAGACUAUUACGAUGUCUUAGCUCAAAAGGAGAUUUAUUGGUGACAACGAUCUAAA